CACUAGGGAGUCGGUCCGCCAUUGUGGACCCGAGAAGCGGAGAGCGAGGGGGGAAGAGAGCGUGCAAACGGACUAGACGGGCGCCUUCCGCCAACAACUGAGUGCGAGUCCUUCGUUUUUGGUUUCUCAGCGAGCGGCGGCAGCGCGGCGGCUAGAACAAUCUCUCGGCUGAGGGCGGCAGCCAACUGCUGUGAGUGCAGGGGGAGAGGCCCAGGAGGCGGCGGCGGCGGCGGCGGCAGCAGCUCUCGGGUUGCGGUGAAGAAUGUCAGCCACUAGCGUGGAUCAGGUGAGGGAGCAGAGGCCCCCAGGCUUGGCGAAGGCCCGAGCCCCGGGGCUCCACCCUCGCGUGAGGCUUCGGCUCCUCCCCGCCGCCGCCGCCGGCCCCAUAACGGUGCUACGGGCGCAAGUUGCUGCGGUGCUGUCGCCUGGUCCGGGGCUUGCUCUGGCCCCGGGGCCUGCGGCGAGGCAGGCGGGCGCGGUGCCGUCGGGGAGCGGGGAAGGAUUGCUCCUAGGGGCCUUAAGGUGCAUCCUGAAGGCUGAAGACGUGGGGAUGAGCCCAGGCGACCUCCAGGAGAUGGGCCCCGAGUGAGACCUAAAGGGCAAGGAAAUAAAGUUUCAGUACAAAACGGUUCGAUUCAUCAGAAAGAUGCUGUAAAUGAUGAUGAUUUUGAGCCAUACUUAAGUAGCCAGACAAAUCAGAGUAACAGCUAUCCACCAAUGUCAGAUCCAUACAUGCCUAGUUACUAUGCUCCAUCCAUUGGAUUUCCAUAUUCUCUUGGGGAAGCAGCAUGGUCCACGGCUGGAGACCAACCCAUGCCGUAUCUGACAACUUAUGGACAAAUGAGUAAUGGUGAACAUCAUUAUAUACCAGAUGGUGUGUUUAGUCAACCUGGAGCAUUAGGAAAUACCCCUCCAUUUCUUGGUCAACAUGGAUUUAACUUUUUUCCUGGUAAUGCUGAUUUCUCUACAUGGGGGACAAGUGGAUCUCAGGGACAAUCAACACAAAGUUCUGCUUACAGUAGCAGUUAUGGCUAUCCACCUAGUUCUCUUGGGAGAGCUAUUACUGAUGGACAGGCUGGAUUUGGCAACGAUACUUUGAGUAAGGUGCCUGGCAUUAGCAGUAUUGAGCAAGGCAUGACUGGACUGAAAAUUGGUGGUGACCUGACAGCUGCAGUGACAAAAACUGUAGGUACAGCCUUGAGCAGCACCGGUAUGACUAGCAUUGCAACCAAUAGUGUGCCCCCAGUUAGCAGUGCAGCACCUAAACCAACCUCCUGGGCUGCCAUUGCCAGAAAGCCUGCCAAACCGCAACCGAAACUUAAACCCAAGGGCAAUGUGGGAAUUGGGGGUUCUGCUGUGCCACCACCACCUAUAAAACACAAUAUGAAUAUUGGAACUUGGGAUGAAAAGGGGUCAGUGGUAAAGGCUCCACCAGCCCAACCAGUUCUGCCUCCUCAAACUAUAAUCCAGCAGCCUCAGCCAUUAAUUCAACCACCACCAUUGGUGCAAAGCCAACUGCCUCAACAGCAGCCUCAGCCACCACAACCACAGCAGCAACAAGGACCUCAGCCACAGGCCCAGCCUCAUCAAGUGCAGCCCCAACAGCAGCAGCUGCAGAAUCGCUGGGUAGCUCCUCGAAACAGGGGAGCAGGCUUCAACCAGAACAAUGGAGUGGGAAGUGAAAACUUUGGUUUAGGUGGUGUUACUGUCAGCGCUUCACCUUCUAGUGUAGAAGUGCAUCCAGUACUGGAAAAGCUAAAGGCCAUAAACAACUAUAAUCCCAAAGACUUUGAUUGGAACCUGAAGAAUGGGCGUGUGUUUAUAAUCAAAAGCUAUUCUGAAGAUGACAUACAUCGCUCCAUUAAGUACUCUAUCUGGUGUAGUACUGAGCAUGGGAAUAAGCGUUUGGAUGCAGCUUACCGUUCCCUGAAUGGGAAAGGCCCACUCUAUUUACUCUUCAGUGUGAAUGGUAGUGGACAUUUUUGUGGAGUGGCUGAGAUGAAGUCUGUUGUGGACUAUAAUGCAUAUGCUGGUGUCUGGUCUCAGGAUAAGUGGAAGGGCAAAUUUGAAGUUAAGUGGAUCUUUGUCAAAGAUGUUCCCAAUAACCAAUUGCGGCAUAUUCGUUUAGAAAACAAUGACAACAAACCAGUUACCAAUUCAAGGGACACUCAAGAGGUACCCCUAGAAAAAGCUAAGCAAGUGCUUAAAAUAAUUGCCACUUUCAAGCAUACCACCUCAAUUUUUGAUGACUUUGCACAUUAUGAAAAGCGUCAAGAAGAGGAGGAAGCCAUGCGUAGGGAGAGAAAUAGAAACAAACAAUAACCGAAUGGAGAUAUCCUUUUAGAAUUACAACACUAAUGAUGUAGACUCUGGAAAUGCCUAAUACGUCAAGGAAGACGUUAUUAAGGAAGACGUUAUUAAGGAAGACGUUAUUAAAGCUUUUUUUCUGCUUAAGGUGACAUCUUUGAACACUUUAACACAGAAUUGACUCUUCUUGUAAUGGUUUUCAUCAGCGCAUCUGCCCUUAUAUUCUCACCAAACACACUUGAGAACUGUAACUUCAUCAAGCACUUUCUGUCCUGAAGCUUUUACCAGUAUCUGCUGUCUUUUGUAAUUAUGCAUCCUAGCUAAGGCACAGAAGACUGAAUGAAUGCAAGGAUUCAUUAACUCUUUGAAUUUGUUAAAUACUAACAGUUAACCAUUAGAAGUGGUUCAAUGAUGUAAGAGUCACACUGCUUCAACUUUUUCUUUGUUGUAGUUUUUAAAUUGUCAGUUUUUAGCUAUUUGAGAGAAUAAAAGCAAAAUAAUCAUGCCAUAUUUAGUCCUGGAGUUCAAGUCUAAAUGUUUAUGUGAAAAAUUAUUGUAGUAAACUUUUAAUAUGGCAAAGCAACCUUAAGCUCUAUUUUAGCCAAAUGAAACAUAAUCUGAAAUUAUAUUAGAACGUUUCCCUUGUCUUCAAACUGUUUGGUGUAACAGAAUAUUGAUAUGCAGCUUGGUGAAUUUCACCAGUUAAUGCACAUUCUUCUCCUUUCCUUCCCCCAAUGAAAUGUAUACUGAAAAAUGUGCAUUUGUCUGAGGAAUUAUUUUGUUUGCUUUACCACUUAAUGAAUCUCAAAAUUUUGAGUAAAUGUACCUCAGUCUAAUCAGACUUUUUAUGACCUUUAUAACUACAUUUAAAACCCUUAAUUCCUAUUUCUGGGUGUUUGCAAGCCUGAUUGCUAUCAUGAAGUAAAAAUUUAUUACUCUAGGUAUUCACUAGCUAAAUAAACAUAGUUCUUGUUUAGUAAGCAUAUACUGUUCCUCAACUUUUUUCUCCAGCUUUUGCAGUGUCCUGGCAUCCUUAAAAUACUUUGAAAAUAUGGCCUUGAUCCAUGGUUUAAAUCAGUAUCUAAGUGAAUGUGUUGAUGUUUAUUGAUCAGAGCUAUAUAAGUGGGAAUACAGCAUAUAUCUGGGUAUUCUUAUAGUUAUCUUUUUGACAUCUUAUUUUUUCUCAUUAAUUACAUAUCAACAUUAAUUUUAUAUCUUGAAACAAAUUAAUUUUAUAUAAUUAAAUAUGUCAAACAUCUGUAUUAACUGAUUUGAUGGAAUAUGGUUAUAAAGAAAAUGUACUACCCCUUAUAUUCCUGUUCUAAAAGAAGAAAGCUGUGUAGAAGGAAGAUAUGUUAAGGGUGAAAAUAGCAAUACAGUUGAUUUGAAUACCUUGAUAUUUGGCAUUACUCUGUUUACAUUAUGUUUAGAAACGUUCUCAUUUACUGUGUUCUUUGGUUACUUCAAUUCAUAAACUUAGUGACAGAUAUUUCUUGGAGGUUUUCAUUUAUAGAAGUUUUUUCUACAAUUUUUUUCCUAAAAUGUACAAAUACUGUAUUAAGUGAAAAAAUUACAGUAUUUGUAGAUAACUGUAGCUACGUCACAAUUCUUUGGUAGUCCCAGUGUAGUCAUAUCAGUGUUUACUGAAGGUAACAUCAAAAUAUUAAUAGUAUAUUACAAAAUAAAGAUUUUCUUAAAGGAAAA
Choloepus didactylus (southern two-toed sloth) is the source of this 4011-nucleotide messenger RNA. RefSeq names its product YTH N6-methyladenosine RNA binding protein 3 (gene YTHDF3). The record is from RefSeq and is a predicted model, not a curated record. Gene Ontology annotation, molecular function: N6-methyladenosine-containing RNA reader activity; mRNA binding. Gene Ontology annotation, cellular component: cytoplasm. Gene Ontology annotation, biological process: mRNA destabilization. Lineage: Eukaryota; Metazoa; Chordata; Mammalia; Pilosa; Megalonychidae. Bases 718 to 2322 code for a protein of 534 amino acids. The transcript is spliced from 5 exons.